UAUGGUCUUGGUCACAAAGGCUAGGUCACGACAUGUCGUGCCUUGCUUGCGACACCUGUCGACAUUUGCCUACACUUAUUUAGACUGAAGUACUUACUGUGUAACGGUCCGUGCACAGCACUUAUCUUCCCGUCAAGUCGAUCGCAAAAAUGCCUCUUCAUAUUGCCGACGAUACCUUCACAGGAUCCACACCAAAGCCAGAAGAGAUCAAGCACGAUUACUUGAUCUUCUACUCCUCCAUCAUCGUCGAUGGGCUCAUUAAAGAUACCUUUGGAUCAGAUCAGUCUCCGAGCGCAUUGAUCAUCUAUGUUGGAGACAGACCAACGUGGAAAACUCCAGCCAACGAGUUUCGUGGAGAUCCUUGGAAAAUAGAGUCCAUCCCUACGAUCGUUAAAUUGAAAGAUGGCAUCGAGGCGUCGCGCCUCGUGGAUAGUGAAAUUUCGGCGGGUCUCCAAGAAUUUAUUCAGUCCGCCUGAGCCAAGUACCACGAUGAAAAGUCGUAUUUUGACUAUUAGCGUCAUGUCCAUCAUCCCUUAGUCACAGGAGAAUAUUAUAUAUGACAGAGCUGUCUAUAUUUUACUGGUUAAUCCUGACGAUCUUAGCACAAUCUCUAGGACCUGUAGGGAAUACCAUAUGUUUAUGACGAUCAGUCUGAUUCUAC
Molecule: messenger RNA, 661 nt
Organism: Desarmillaria tabescens
Lineage: Eukaryota; Fungi; Basidiomycota; Agaricomycetes; Agaricales; Physalacriaceae
Exons: 4
Coding region: 150-476 (108 amino acids)
Cellular component (GO): cytosol
Molecular function (GO): protein-disulfide reductase [NAD(P)H] activity
Source: RefSeq, a predicted model, not a curated record